Molecule: messenger RNA, 2143 nt
Organism: Sipha flava (yellow sugarcane aphid)
Lineage: Eukaryota; Metazoa; Arthropoda; Insecta; Hemiptera; Aphididae
Exons: 7
Coding region: 171-2042 (623 amino acids)
Source: RefSeq, a predicted model, not a curated record
GUUGAACGGUUGAUUCAUAUCUAUGUUUACUUAGUUUUGGUUAGAAAGAAGUUAUUUUCGUUUUUUUUUUUUAUUCAAAAUUUUAAAGACAUUAUCCGUAUAACCCUUACAGGUAUUUGUAUUUUUACCGUGUGCCUUAGAAUCUUAGUGUAGCCUCACUGUUUCUAAGUAUGGAGAACUAUACGGCCAGAAAUACUGAUACACCUGUAUAUUCUGAACAACUGUUUUUUAAGAUCAAUAAUAAACAAGUUGUAUUUAAAACGGAUAAGCGAACUGUUGAAAAAAUUAAAGAUGAGGAAGUUUUGAUGAACUACUUAAAAGCCAUUAUUAAUUCACGAAUGUUAGUGUCAAAUGGUCAAAAUUUAAUUAACUACCCAGUUAAUAUUACAAAAACAGAUUAUUUAGAUUUGUCUAGUUCAUAUAUUGAACUAGAAGUUUCUAAUAUUGUACAAGAUGAUGGUGUUGAAGAGCUUCACUGUGUUCUUUUAAAUGAUGGAACUUCUAAUAAUAUUAAACCUUCCAUUGAGAUUAAGCCUGUUGUUGUAAAUCAAACUACUGCUGAAACAAGUUCGUGGAAUGAUAUAAAUGAAGCAUAUUUUCCAGAUAGUAAUAUGCCGGCUUUAAAAUGGUCAACUGAAAUGACAUCUUUAUUGAUUGCAUUGCGUGGUAGUCUUAAUAAAGAAUUUAAUACAGUGAAGUAUAAAUUUAAAUUAUGGGAACUGAUUGCACGAAGAAUGAGUAGUGGUAUUCCAUCUGUAAAAGUAACUGCUAAAGAUUGUGAUGAUAAAUGGAGAAAUAUAGCAGCUACAUAUCGAAAAAAUAUAGAAAGAAUUAAAUAUAUGGGAGAUUUCAGUGUACGAUGGGAACAUUUUAAUGCUAUGGAUGAAAUACUCAAAGGCACUGACGAAUUAAAGAAACCUGAUGCUUUUAUUGAGGUAGACAAAAUGAUAGGAACUAUGAAUAAAAAUGUUGGAGCUGAUCAUUUUGAUACAGAAGAAGAUAACAGUGAAAUAAUGGAUAUGGAUUCAAAAGAUGACAUGGAUUAUUUUUUUUUGACUUCAACUACUAAUGCCAACAGUGAAAUACGACUAUGGACCCAAGAAAUGAUCCUCCUUUUAUUUUCAUUACGGCGUAAUAUGGCUGAUCGUUUUGACCAUGCAACUAAAGAAACUGAAAAAGACCUUUUAUGGUAUGAUUUAGUUACAAAGAUGAACAAAAGUCUUGGUACAAAUGCCGAUAUUGAAUCCUAUGAAGCAGAAUCUUUAUGGAAUCAAUGUGUUGAACAAUAUGAAGAAAACUUAGACAAACUAAAAACUCAAGGAUCCCAAGAUGUAAAAUGGCCUUAUUUUGCUAUUAUGGAUCAGAUGUUGGGAGGAACAAUAGAAAUUCCUGAUAUUAGUCAUCCGCGACCUGGUGAAGAACUGGUUCCUGUAUUCAUGCAGGGUUUAUGGAAACAAUCUGAUGUACGAGAAAUGUUAAAUAAUUACAAAACAGAUACAAAUGUGGAGAUAGACGAAGACUCAGAUGCUAGUGAUGAAAGUAACAUAGAAACCAAAAAAGGAAAAAAGUGGCACCCAGAACUUAUACGUAAGCUUAUAAAUUUACGUACUGAUGCAGAAAAUGAAGUGAAAAAAUGGGUUCGAAAACCAAAUUCUAUAUGGCCUGUUGUUUUAAAGAAAUUUCGCCGUAUUGGAAUUGUUAUGCUGACUGAACAAGAUUUAGAAAAUAAGUGGAAUAGCUUAGUAAGAUCAUAUAAUCGCAGAGUGUCAGGUAUAAGUAAAAAGUCAAAGACACAUUGGCCGUAUUUCUAUGAUAUAAAAAGUGUAAUGAGUAUUGUUGGAAACGAUAAUACUUGUUCUGAAACACCAACACAUGAUGACAAUAAAUCAGAUCAACCACCUGAAUGGUUUCUUAGUUAUAUGAAAAAAAAAGAAGUCGCUGAUGCAUACAAACAUGAACAAUUGAGAAAUAUGCUGAUUAAUAUACAGCGUAGUCAAAUGGAAAAUAGAAGAUUGAUUCUUUCAAUUUUUAAAAAAUUAUAAGCUUCCUAGUCAAAUAUGUUCAUUUUAUGUUGAUGUAAUUUUAUAAAUAUAUACCUCAGUAUAUAUUAUUUUUUAUUGUUACAAAGGCUGAUGCUUAAAUU